Colletotrichum truncatum is the source of this 777-nucleotide messenger RNA. RefSeq lists its product as uncharacterized. The record is from RefSeq and is a predicted model, not a curated record. Lineage: Eukaryota; Fungi; Ascomycota; Sordariomycetes; Glomerellales; Glomerellaceae.
AUGCUCAUUCUGUUCCCUCUCUCUCGCUCUCUAUCUCAAUCAACAAGCUUCAAGAAACUUCAACUCUCUCACCCUCUCAAGACAACAAACAGCAAACAUUGUUACCUCUUAAAUUCUAAGAUUCAACCACACCUCCCAACACCAAAGAUGUCUCCCGGCUGGCUUGAGAACAUGUUCGUUAAGCGCCAACCCGGCCCGGACCCGCUCCGCAGUAAGGCAGAGCCUGUCUUGAAGAUGCAUUACACAGCCCUUAGAAGCAAUCGUCGUAUUCUCGGCGUCGAGGGCGACACGAAACCGCGUUACGAAGGAAAGCGAAAUGAAAUCAUCGGAACCUGGGGGAGCAAGAUUUAUGUCACGGCGCCUGCCGAAGGAAACAGAGAAGUGUGCAUGCUUGACUUCCACUUGACCAGGAACAGCGUCGAGUUCAAGCAGCGCGACGGCUAUGAACUCAACGUCAAGGCAGAGUCCUACGAGUCCAAGCUCGGUCUCGGCCGCCUGACUUUCAAAGCGGCCAACAUGGUUCCUUACGGCAGGGCUGACUGGGAGCUCAGAAGCGAGUCAGAGCUCAUUGCUUCAGUGGAGAUUGACGAUCACCAAGUCGAAGGCUUGAUCUGCAUCUGGAAGGAUGGCCUUGAUGCUCUAACGACGGAGGAGCUUAUCAUGGUCGGACUGUCUCAGAUCGAGCAAUACAAGAAGAUGCUGAGGCACGCAAAGAGUUCCGGAUUGACGGCGAUAGGUGCUGACAGUGCGGCAUGGUUGGUGGGACACCAUGAUUAA